Molecule: messenger RNA, 645 nt
Organism: Knipowitschia caucasica
Lineage: Eukaryota; Metazoa; Chordata; Actinopteri; Gobiiformes; Gobiidae
Source: the annotation of a GenBank genome assembly
AUGGAGUGCACACCAGACGAGCGUGUCGGCUUGAGCCCCGAGGAUGAGCUCAAGCUUUUUGAGGAGAUAGUAGUGGACAAAAUUAAGGCAGAGACAGAUGCAAUGAAAAAAGGCAUGUCAGAGCUCCAAAGUGUGUUGCACAAUGGCCUUGACGGGUGGAGGAGAGAACAGCAAUGCUUCAUGGCAGGCUUCUACCACGAGUGUUCCCAAAAAUUAUCCGCAGAGUUGGACAGCGCCAUGGACCGAAAUUCCCGCCGUCUGGAUGCCAUUGAGAAACGACUGCAAAAUCUGGAGGAAAACAUCACUGGGCGCCUGUCCAAACUUGAACAAAAGAACGUUUCCUUUACAGAGUCGACCCACUCCUCUCCGUCACGCGGUCUGGAGCACCAGGGAGACCUGUAUGACGUCAUCGCAGCGGCCACAGGUGUCUUUGACGCACCCCCCCCAGCUCAAGGCGGAGAUGUAGAGCCUGUGGAAACGCCACAGGAAAUGGAUGCACCGUUGCCACCACCAGAACCAGAACCCGAGGUCUUGGCGGCUAUACGUCCGUUUCUUCCACGUCAGAUUAGCCGCCACGAAAGACUGAGUGGUCAGCAAAUGGCAUACUUCCUCUACCAGUGUGAGCGGAUGAGAAUAACCAGUUGA